This is a messenger RNA of Phalaenopsis equestris, 1001 nucleotides long. RefSeq names its product zinc finger CCCH domain-containing protein 25. Lineage: Eukaryota; Viridiplantae; Streptophyta; Magnoliopsida; Asparagales; Orchidaceae. The transcript has 5 exons. Gene Ontology annotation, biological process: mRNA splicing, via spliceosome. The coding region runs from base 264 to 872 and encodes 202 amino acids. The record is from RefSeq and is a predicted model, not a curated record. Gene Ontology annotation, cellular component: U2 snRNP; precatalytic spliceosome; catalytic step 2 spliceosome. Gene Ontology annotation, molecular function: RNA binding.
CAAACACCCUCGCCUACAUCGCUUCCCUUCUCCCGGUUUAGCCCAAAACACCGCCUUCCUCACCGAACCCUCGCGAUACAGUCGCAAUUAGAGCUAACUGGGAAGGCAACGGCGGGAUCGAGGCUUACAGAGACCCCAAACUGCCAUCUUUCUUCUCCUUCCGCACCGUCCCUGCCGAAAGCAUGGAGGCAGAUGGAGGAAGCUUGUGAUUAAAAAGAGGGGCAUUAUAACCCAAGUCAAGUUGACAAACUGGGUUGCAAAAGAUGAAUCCUCUGACUUUGGUUAAGCGCAUCCAGAAGAUUAAUUCCACUGAGGCAACGCUUGGUAUAUCAGAGGAAGCGUCCUGGAAUGCCAAGUUCAAGGACUCUGCCUACAUAUUUAUCGGCGGUGUCUCAUAUGAUCUCACGGAAGGGGAUCUUCUUGCAGUCUUUGCUCAGUAUGGAGAAGUUGUGGAUGUCAAUCUUGUCAGGGAUAAAACCUCAGGAAAAUCUAAGGGCUUUGCCUUCCUUGCAUAUGAAGAUCAAAGGAGCACGGUCCUAGCUGUUGAUAACUUGAAUGGUGCUAUGAUUCUUGGUCGAAUAAUAAGGGUUGAUCAUGUUACAAGUUAUAAGAGAAAAGAGGAAGAAGAUGAAGAAAAAGAGAUGGAGAAGAGAGAGGAACGUGAAGUGUGCCAUGCUUUUCAAAGGGGCCAGGGUAAUCAUGGAUCUUCUUUUAAAUUUUCUCAUGAUGAGCAGCGAUGUGCUAAUACUUGCUGGGGUGCCAAGGAUAGUGACAAAUGGGGCAAUGACAAGCUUGCUAGGCCUCCAAGAAGCCACCAAAAUUCAACGAAUGAUAAAUUCAAGGUGGAUGAAUACAAGCGUAGGAGACGUUGACGCCAGGCAUUUAUAGUUUAUUUGACAUCGCUUUUUGUUUUAGAUAAGGUAUGUUUGAUUAGUGUUUUAUUAGUAUUCUAAUUUAAAUUAAAUUAUUCUUAAAUCUUUUAAAAACAUUUGGAAGAUUUA